AUGGGCAAGAGGAAACGGUCCAAGAAGAAGCCUCUUACCCAGGAGGAAAUAUGGGACGAUUCUGCUCUGAUCCAAUCAUGGGAUGACGCUGUCGAAGAAUACAAGCUCUAUCACAGCAUCCAGGCGAGGGGUGAGAACGUGGAUGAGAUCCUGAGAGCAGAGGAAGCCAAGGCUCGUGCUGAGGAUGAUGAAGCUGCUGUUAAAGGCGCCCAUGACGAACUUGCAGCUGGGACCCAGCCAGAUGGUCAACCUGAGGCUGAGGCUAAGUCUGCCUAUGAGGAGGCCAAUGAUCAAGACAUGGAGAUGACAGGAACAGGGCUUCAUGGAGAGCAUGGAGACCAGCAGGAGGCCCCUGGCGCCAAGUCAAACCCAGAACCAAACCGCACCACCAGCGGAAUAUUCGCCAACAUGCCACAGCUUGUCUCGCAGGGUGGAAGUGAUUCGUCUGGUGCAGACGAAGGAUUAAGAAAUCUUAUGAUGGCAUGGUACUUUGCCGGUUACUACACGGGUCUCUAUGAAGGACAGCAACGGGGAACAAAUCAGCGCUUGUGA
Messenger RNA from Blastomyces dermatitidis ER-3, 552 nucleotides. RefSeq lists its product as uncharacterized. The transcript has 3 exons. The coding region runs from base 1 to 552 and encodes 183 amino acids. NCBI's taxonomy places the organism in Eukaryota, Fungi, Ascomycota, Eurotiomycetes, Onygenales, Ajellomycetaceae. The record is from RefSeq and is a predicted model, not a curated record.